UAAAGUAGUGUGCCACUGAGGCGUUGACGGCAAUGGCAACUCUAGGUACAAUGACAGGCUUAGCGGUGCUUCUGGUUCUGGUUCUGGUGACAGCGGCUCUAGGUGCCCACCAGCAGUCACUGGCUGACCCGCCGGUAUGUCCAGAGCGGAUCCCGGGCGUGACACUCAACAUUACCUUCUACCCAAAUGAAGACGACUGCACCAAGUACUGGGAGUGUGACAACGGAAACCUUUAUAACGGAUCGUGUACUGAUGGCUUGAUUUGGAAUCCAAAUGUGGACUCUUGUGACUGGCCAUAUAAUUACGAUUGUCCUUACGAUAGGAAACUACCUAUUGACGUCAUAGACUGUCCUCAGCCAUCUCCCGGUGAGAUUUUUAACGUUACAUUCUACCCCAAUGAGGAAGACUGCACCUUGUAUUGGGAAUGUGACAAUGGACUGUUGAGAAAUGGAUCUUGUCCUAAUGGUCUCAUAUGGAACAACGACUUACAGGCCUGUGAUUGGCCUUACAACUAUGACUGUCCCUACGACAAGAAGGGACUUAUUGUCCUUUCAGAUGCCACUCCAGACUGUCGGCAGCCACCCCCAGGUGAGAUUUUCAACGUUACGUUCUUCCCCAAUGAGGAAGAUUGCACGAAGUAUUGGGAAUGUGACAAUGGAAUUUUGAGGAAUCGAUCUUGUCCUGAUGAUCUCAUAUGGAACAACGACUUACAGGCCUGUGAUUGGUCUUACGGCUUAGAGUGUCCCUAUGACAAGAAGGGACUUAUUGUCCUUUCAGAUGCCACUCCAGACUGUCCGCAGCCAUCCCCAGGUGAGAUUUUCAACGUUACGUUCUACCCCAAUGAGGAAGAUUGCACGAAGUAUUGGGAAUGUGACAAUGGACUUUUGAGAAACGCGUCUUGCCCUAAUGGUCUCAUAUGGAACAAUGACUUACAGGCCUGUGAUUGGCCUUACAACUAUGACUGUCCCUAUGACAAGAAGGGACUUAUUGUCUUUUCAGAUGCCACUCCAGACUGUCCGCAGCCAUCCCCAGGUGAGAUUUUCAACGUUACGUUCUACCCCAAUGAGGAAGACUGCACCUUGUAUUGGGAAUGUGACAAUGGACUUCUGAGAAAUGGAUCUUGUCCUAAUGGUCUCAUAUGGAACAACGACUUACAGGCCUGUGAUUGGUCUUACAACUAUGACUGUCCCUAUGACAAGAAGGGACUUAUUGGCUUUUCAGAUGCCACUCCAGACUGUCCGCAGCCAUCCCCAGGUGAGAUUUUCAACGUUACGUUCUAUCCCAAUGAGGAAGACUGCACCUUGUAUUGGGAAUGUGACAAUGGACUUUUGAGGAAUGGAUCUUGUCCUAAUGGUCUCAUAUGGAACAACGACUUACAGGCCUGUGAUUGGCCUUACAGCUAUGACUGUCCCUAUGACAAGAAGGGACUUAUUGUCCUUUCAGGUGCCACUCCAGACUGUCCGCAGCCAUCCCCAGGUGAGAUUUUCAACGUUACGUUCUACCCCAAUGAGGAAGAUUGCACGAAGUAUUGGGAAUGUGACAAUGGACUUUUGAGAAACGCGUCUUGCCCUAAUGGUCUCAUAUGGAACAAUGACUUACAGGCCUGUGAUUGGCCUUACAACUAUGACUGUCCCUAUGACAAGAAGGAACGUAGUUCCCUGCGAGAUGAGGUGUUUGUUUGUCCUCCAGUUCGCCCGCAUUUGUUAGGCGUUGUUAUGUUUUUCCCCAAUGACGCUAACUGCCACAAAUACUGGGAAUGUCUUAAUGGUAGAGUGAAGGAUGGCAAUUGUGAAGGAGAUCUUGUGUGGAAUCCUAAUCUCAAGAAAUGCGACUUGGAAACUAACUAUCCUUGCAACACAGAUAACUAAUUGUGUAAUAAUUGAUGAAAGCAACCCCCCUACAUUAUUUGCUGUUACCGGAGUAGUUGAGUAACUUCUUGACUCCUAAUGUAAUGAAAUCUAAAUGUUACGAGCUGAGUGACCUAAUGUAGUCUCUGUAUAUUUAUUUUUGUAUUGUGACUAUAAAUUAAAGUUUGGAUCUAUUUUGGAAAA
Schistocerca cancellata (South American locust) is the source of this 2051-nucleotide messenger RNA. RefSeq names its product probable chitinase 10. Bases 33 to 1868 code for a protein of 611 amino acids. The record is from RefSeq and is a predicted model, not a curated record. The transcript has 2 exons. NCBI's taxonomy places the organism in Eukaryota, Metazoa, Arthropoda, Insecta, Orthoptera, Acrididae. Gene Ontology annotation, cellular component: extracellular region. Gene Ontology annotation, molecular function: chitin binding.